CGAUCACGUACGAAUUCAAAUCAAACCAACACAACCGACUCGACCCCUCCCAAGUCCUCCCACCCUUCAACCAGUGCAGCGCCUCGCCAGCCAUGUCGGAGAAAGAUUUGACGGAGUUUUCGCGUGCUGGCCAGGAAGCAGAGCAGGAACCAGAGUCGGAGCCGCAGCGCAAGUGGGUGGCCCUCGUCUCCGUUGUCGUCUUCAGCAAAGAGGACGAUCGGACCCAGGAGAUCGUCCUCGGCACCGACGUGCUGCUCGACCUCCACGACCCGCCGCUAGCCUCCUACCUGGUGCUGCAUCCCCGCCUCGCCCCUAACUCCAGGCGUCCCGACGAGCCGCUGUCCGCCUACAUCCUCGCCGCCAAUAACGGCUCCGCCUGCAUCCUCCUCCAGGUCGUCUCAGGCAACCGCCUGGACUUCUUCCUCUGCGACACGCACAGUCGUACCGUCGACAUCGUCGCCCCGGUGUCCUGCCAUCUUCGGACAGACCAGGACAUCGACAUCCGCCCCCACCUCAGCAUCGGCCUCGUCGCCGACCCGUACGAACGCGGCCACAACGUGAUCUUCCAGCUUCACCCCACCACCUCCUUGUACCACCAGAGCAGGCUCCUCGUCUACCCCACCGCCAGACGCCGGUGGUUCGUCCUUCCCAUUCCCAUCGCCCGUCAAGCGGCCCACAUGUGCAACCCCUUCUCCGAGAACAGCGCGCUCGCCCACGACGGCCGCCUCUGGUGGGUCGCCCUCGCCUAUGGCGUAUUCUUCUGCGACCUCUUCACGCCCUCCUGCGCCUGGCGCCCCGAGCUGCGCUUCCUCCCGCUUCCGGCCGACUGCCAGAUGGACGGCUACGUCGCCUUCGAGCCCCGCGUCAGGACCCUCCUCCACCAGCGGCGCUGCGUCAGGACCAGCGAGGGCAAGCUGCGAUUCGUCGAGAUCCGCGGCCUCUCCUACGACGACCCACCCCGGGACCCGGCUAACCCCACCGUCUGGAUGUGGACGCUCCAAGACCCGGAGGGCCCGGAUCCCUGGACGUUCGAGUACGAGGUGCCCUUCGCCGAAAUUUGGGACAACGAGACCUACGCCGACGCCGGCCUGCCGCCGGGCGAGGUGCCCCACGUCGCUCUUGUCGACCCCAACGAUCACUGCGUCGUCUACUUCUUACAGGGCUCCAAGCUCUUCUCCUUGGACGUGCGCAAGAAGCAGGUCAUCGCCUGCAAGGAAUCCCUUAUAGACCGUGAUCAAGUCAUAUUGUUCCAAUCCUCCCGCCCCGUCGUCGAUGCCUGGGAGCUGCCGCCGCCACCACCUACGUUCUCGGGAGACGACGACGACCUUUUACCAGAAGAUGUUUUGUCUGACCGGGAAGAGAAACGCCAGGUGAACGAGUAUGUUCAAUCUUGGCUAGACCAAGUCUGGUUGGAGUGGACGAGGAGGGACGCGGACACGACGGACGAGGGGGCACCACCACCAUCUGAUGAACCACCUGAUCACUCGGGUGUCCAACAAGCUGGUGAUGAGCCGGAGAUACAAGCUCCUGGGACAGGGAGCCCAGGGGCACUGUGAUUAUAUUGGUCGUUUCAGCAUGUGGAAGCUUCUUUCGAUCGUCUUGCGUUUCACAUAAAAAUACAUAUAUAUAGUAGAGUGGAGCCUCCGGCUUUGUGUCAUGGACACGUCAUCCUUUCUCAUGCCAGUUCGUUGAGCUAUGACAACCUGCAAUGUAUUGUAUGUUUUCGAUCCGCUAAUACAAAUGAAAAUCACUGUUCAUUCCUU
Messenger RNA from Zea mays, 1763 nucleotides. RefSeq lists its product as uncharacterized. The record is from RefSeq and is marked predicted. The transcript is spliced from 2 exons. Bases 93 to 1556 code for a protein of 487 amino acids. Lineage: Eukaryota; Viridiplantae; Streptophyta; Magnoliopsida; Poales; Poaceae.